AUGAACAGCGCGGGCGCAUCUAACGUCAGAAGGGGUGAAUUUCGCGGAAAGGGUGGAUUACCGGCAGCACGUUUAAACUUGAGCAAUAGCAAUUACUGCAAAGGCUCUCGGUUUGACACCUCAUGGGAAACUCAGCCCAUCUCCGUAUGUUAUAUGCUACGUCUACCUGUGCCAGAUGCACAAUAA
Plasmopara halstedii is the source of this 186-nucleotide messenger RNA. RefSeq lists its product as uncharacterized. NCBI's taxonomy places the organism in Eukaryota, Oomycota, Peronosporomycetes, Peronosporales, Peronosporaceae. Bases 1 to 186 code for a protein of 61 amino acids. The record is from RefSeq and is a predicted model, not a curated record. The transcript has 2 exons.